AUGAAGCUAUCGUCCAUCAUCAGCUUCUGGGUCGCGGCCCUCUUCAGCUUCGCUCUCGGAGCUGAGGUUGUCCCUCGAUCAACCCUUAAGGAAGUCACCAACUUCGGCAACAACCCCACAGGAACUCGCAUGUUCUUGUAUGUCCCCAAGAACCUGAAGCCAAACCCUGCCGUGGUCGUCGCUCUUCACUACUGCACCGGUACUGCCCAGGGUUACAUGCAGGGCGGCAAGUGGCACACCAAUGCUGAGAAGUACGGAUACAUUGUCAUCUACCCUCAGACCCCUUACACCCCUGGUAACUGCUGGGAUGUCUCUUCCAAGAUGACCUUGACCCAUGAGGGCGGUGGCUCCAGCACUUCCAUCGCCAACAUGGCCAAGUUCGUUCUCAAGGAAUACAACGGUGAUUCCAAGAGAGUCUUUGUCACCGGUGAAUCUUCAGGUGCUAUGAUGACCAACGUCAUGGCUGCUACUUACCCCGAUCUCUUUGCUGCAGGAAUCGCCUAUGCCGGUGUCCCUGCUAGCUGCUUCAAGAGCCAGGCUAACCAGCCUGCUGCUUGGAACUCGGAGUGCUCCCAGGGCAAGAUGAUCAAGACUCAACAGCAAUGGGCUCAAAUCGUCAAGGACAUGUACCCUGGCUACAACGGAGCCCGACCCAAGAUGCAGAUCUACCACGGAACCGCCGACCCUACUCUCAACGUCCAGAACUACUACGAGACUAUGAAGCAGUGGUCUGGCAUCUUCGGAUACUCUUCUACUCCCAAGUCUACCACUCAGAACUUCCCUCGCAGCCCUUUCAAGCGUGAAAUCUUUGGCGAUAAGCUUCAGGGUUUCUUGGGUAACGGCCAGGGCCAUGGUGUUGAACACUUCCCCGAUGAGGACCUCAAGUGGUUUGGCCUUGCUACCACUAUGUCGAAGCCAACCAUCUUACUCGUUCCAGGUGCUUUCCUGGGUCUCAACCCAUACGCCACUGUUGCCCAGGCGCUGCGAGAUCAUAACUAUGUCGUAGAUGUAGUUGAUACCCCCAGUGCAGCUGACCUUAGCACAGAAUCCGUGUCGUCGUCUAAAUGGAAGGAUCUUGCAGCCCAGACGGUCGAGUCUGAUGUGAAGGCAAUCCAUGACGCCUGUGAGCGCCACUUCGAACAGGGAAGCGACGUCGUGUUGAUCGGACACAGCUACGGCAGUAUACCAGCCAUGUUGAGCAUCCAGGGUCAGACUGUCAAUGAACGAAAAGAUCGAAAUCUUGCAGGAGGUGUCGUCGGCUAUUUAAAUAUGGCUGGAUUCGCAUUCGCUGUCCGCAGCAAGAAUGCGAUGGCUUCUGAUGAAGAUCCCCCCUUCAUGCCUUAUCAUGAAUUCCAAGACGGGAUUGUAACUUUACAAGAGUCCGCCAAACCUCUCUUCUUUAGCGAUCUGACACCUGAGAAGCAAGAUGAGAUUUGGCCGACUUUCCCAAAGCAGCAAAGCUGGGCAUGCUUCCUGCACAAGGCAGACUUUAUUGACACGGACAUUACCAUUCCCAAAGCCUAUCUCAGAACAGGCCUUGAUCAAUGCAUUGCUCCUGCGUGGCAGGAUGGUAUUAUCGCAGCUGGAGGGUACGAAACAGUACUGCAUAUGGAGACUGGACAUUGUCCUAUGGUCAGUGCUCCAGAGCAGAUGGUUCGGGUUGUGGAGGAGUUUGUUAACAGCUUGAGCGACAAGUGA
Messenger RNA from Fusarium coffeatum, 1698 nucleotides. RefSeq lists its product as uncharacterized. Gene Ontology annotation, molecular function: hydrolase activity. Lineage: Eukaryota; Fungi; Ascomycota; Sordariomycetes; Hypocreales; Nectriaceae. The transcript has 6 exons. The coding region runs from base 1 to 1698 and encodes 565 amino acids. Gene Ontology annotation, cellular component: extracellular region. The record is from RefSeq and is a predicted model, not a curated record.